CUCGCGAUGACGCCGGUCGCGCCGCUCACGCUCGUCGUCGGCGGCACCGGUCGAGUCGGCGCGCGCGUGGUGGAGCGCUUGAUCGAGCGCGGCGGCGGCGGCGUGCGCGUGAUGGCGCGCGACGCGUCGUCUGAGGGCGCGAAGAAGUUGGCUUCCAUGGCGGGCGUUCAAGUCAUCCAGGGCGACGCGACGCGCGCGGAGGAUUGCGCGCGCGCGUGCGAGGGCACCUCCGCCGUGAUCGCGUGCUUCGGCGCGCAGCGCAUAGCGAGGUUGAGCGACGUUCUCGCGGUCGAUGGGUCGCCGGAGCGAGAGGCGGCGCACCCGCGCAACGUCAACUACGGCGCGGUGGAGACGCUGGCGCGAUGCGCGGCGGAUGCGGGGUGCGCGCGGUUCGUCAGGGUGACUGGGAUGUCGGUGGGAUAUCCCGCGUUCGAUUGGAUCGCUGUUUUGUUGAAUGUCGUGCUGAGCAUGACGAUUCAGUGGCAGCUCGCGGGGGAGAUUGCGAUUCGUAAGAUUUGCAGAGAGGCGAAGAACGGGAUGAAGUACGUCAUCGUGAGGCCGGGGAAUCUGAGCGACGACGAGGAGUGCGCGAAAGAUGAGACUGGAAACCGACGUGUGCUGCUCGGGAGCGGUGACGCUCACGUACACGCGGGGAAGGUUUCAAGAAAUGACGUCGCCGACGUCAUCGUGGAGGCGCUCGGACGAUCGCAGUGCGAAAACGUGACGCUCAGCGUCGCGGGAUCGGUGACACCGUCGGGCGGCAUGCGAACUGAACUCGUGUGGGAUCCCGCGCGUGGGAUGCAUUGGCAAACGGUGGAGUUGGAGAAAACUGUGAGCGAAGGCACGAGCUAUCUGGAUGAUCGAAUGUGGCGCGCCGUUGUGCCCGAUUCCGACGAGCUGAAGCCGAAGCCGCAUCGCAGAUACGUCGCGAUGUUUCUCGCGCUCGUCGCGGGAAUAUCAGUUCUCUUAGCCAACGCCGCGGUGUCGCUCGCGCGCGCGCUGUUCUUUUGACAUCUAUCGGGGCGCGUCGUCAAAAUCGGUUGUAAUAGUAUCACAAAAAAUUCAAGAAA
Molecule: messenger RNA, 1070 nt
Organism: Ostreococcus lucimarinus CCE9901
Lineage: Eukaryota; Viridiplantae; Chlorophyta; Mamiellophyceae; Mamiellales; Bathycoccaceae
Exons: 1
Coding region: 7-1011 (334 amino acids)
Source: RefSeq, a predicted model, not a curated record